Messenger RNA from Physella acuta, 8394 nucleotides. Its product is annotated as dedicator of cytokinesis protein 1. The record is from RefSeq and is a predicted model, not a curated record. Gene Ontology annotation, cellular component: plasma membrane; cytoplasm. NCBI's taxonomy places the organism in Eukaryota, Metazoa, Mollusca, Gastropoda, Physidae. Gene Ontology annotation, molecular function: small GTPase binding; guanyl-nucleotide exchange factor activity. Gene Ontology annotation, biological process: cell migration; myoblast fusion; small GTPase-mediated signal transduction.
GUGACAAUAAUGGCACCUUGCAUUAUUAUUUCCAAAACAUCGAUGUUAUAAAAAUGGUUAAAUGACUGUUUGUGUAUUGAAUAAGUCUUUGCAGAAAGGAUAAUUUUAAAAAAUGAAAAUUUGGAAGCAAACAGAUAGUCGUAGAAAACUUGGUGUGGCCAUUUACAACUACAAGGAAGAUGGUGAACACAGACUUGCCCUUGACAUUGGUGACACUGUCCACAUUCUGGAAGAAACAGAUGAUUGGUAUAGAGGUUUUGUGGUUAAAAAUAAAUCCAAGAAAGGAAUUUUUCCAAAAAAUUACAUAUUUUUAAAAGAGGCAUCAGUGCAUGUCAGUGGGCCCAAUGAAACUAUAACUAGCAAAGAGCCCCCUCUGGUGAUUGAGUUGACAAAUGUCCUUAGGGAAUGGCAUGCAAUCUGGAAACAAAUGUUUGUGGAACGCAGUGAACAGCUAGAUGAGGUUCAAGAAAUGAUAGGUGACUUAAUAGACUGGAGAAAUAAGAUCCUGGCAAGAAUUUUCACAGUGGAUGAGUUAAAAGAAGUCCAGCAAAAAGUGACUUCUCGUAUUGACCAGGGCAAUGCUUUACUCAAACUGGACCUUGUAGUUAGAGAUGACCAAGGCAACAUACUCAACCCAGAUCAAAGUAGCAUUAUAGAGUUGUAUAAAAGACAUGUAGAGGCAGCAGAUAGAAUACAGAAAGAAACAUGUAAUAAAAGAUACAGUGAUUUAGAAACUCGUCCAAACUGGCCAUCAUCGUUCAAUGUUUAUGUUAUGUUAAGAAAUUUUGUGUGUAAGAUAGGAGAGGAUUCCGACAUUAUGAUAAAUCUGUUUGAUGCUAAAGAAGAAAAGUUUAUAAGUGAGAAUUAUUUGGUUAAGUGGAGUAAGCAAGGUGUACCCAAAGAUAUUGAUAUGAUAAAUAAUUUCAGAGUUGUUUUUACUGAUCUUGGAAACAAAGACAAAGUAAGAGACAAGGUGUACUUAGUCUUCCAAAUCGUUAGAAUAGGUGUUAUGGACCCUAAAUAUGUGGACAACAAGAAACAAACACAGGGAAUCAGAAGACCAUUUGGUGCUGGAGUGAUGGACAUAACAGAUUUUAUGCAAGGAACUAAAACAAGCGUAGAGGAUAAUCAGUAUUUUAUACCCUUUCAGCAUUGUAAUGAGGAUUUCAUGUACAAUGUAAUUAAAAAAGUAAUAUCAGCAAAAGACAUAAACCAUAGAGGUCAAGGUCUCUGGGUAUCUUUAAAAGUAUUACCAGGAGAUAUAAAGCAAGUGAGAGAAUCUUAUCCUCACCUUGUACUUCCUGGAACAGCAAUUGCUAGAAAAAUGGGAUUCCCCGAUGUCAUUAUGCCAGGCAUAGAAGAGGGUGAUGUUCGCAAUGAUAUAUACUUAACUGUGCAGCAGGGAGAGUUUACAAAGGGACCCACCAAGUCAACAGACAAAAAUGUUGAGGUUUCAAUGGUUGUAUGUGAUGGCAAAGGAGAAGUCAUGCAGAAUGUGAUUAGCUAUGGAUGUAUAGAUUCCUCAAUGUCAGAAUUCAAAUCUAUGGUUUAUUAUCAUCAAGAUAAGCCCAAAUGGUUUGAAACUGUUAAGGUGGCCAUUUCAACAGAGGUUGAGUUCAAAGGACUACAUUUAAAAUUUCUGUUUCGGCAUAAAUCUUCAACUGAAGCCAAAGAUCGAUCAGAGAGACCCUUUGCAAUGUCUUUUGUGCGCCUCCUAAAUGAUAAUGGAACAACCAUAGAAGAUCAAAUACAUGAACUUCUAGUUUACAAGAUUGAGAACAAAAAACAUGAAGAUGCAGCGAUUUACUUGAAGUUACCAUGUAGCAAGAGGGAACUUGAAGCCUCAAACUAUGCUUCCAAUCACAAGCAAUCUGCAGGAUUAGUUCUCAGUCACAGAGACUCCUUCUUUGUCUAUUCUUAUGUCUGCUCAACUAAACUCACACAUAAUGUUGAUCUUCUUGGUUUGUUGAAGUGGCAUGAAGUACUCAGUGAUACUAAAGCUUUGAAAACCUACCUGGAACAUCUCAUGAAUGAAGAGGGAGAAGAAAUUGUGAAAUUUUUACAAGAUUUGCUGGACUCACUUUUCAACAUUUUGAUGCAGCACACAAACAGUGAGUUGUGUGACAACCUGGUGUUUGAUGCCCUGGUGUACAUCAUUGUGUUAAUAUCAGACAGGAAAUAUCACCAGUUCCGCCCUGUACUGGAUGCUUAUAUUGAUUCAGCUUUCAGCUUUGCUAUGGCAUACAAUAAACUGAUGGUGAUCUUAAAAGAUUAUGUGGACAAGGCCAAUGAAAAAAGUUCUAGUGAAAACUCUUUGUUGCCUGCUAUCAAAUCUUUAGAAUAUAUCUUCAAGUUUAUAAUCAAGUCCAGACAUUUGUUUUCUAUGCUCAAUGAAGGUCGAGGUAAGCAGCAGUUUGAAAUCUCCUUGAAGCAGCUUAUUACAGCAAUCAACAAUAUGAUGGUGUACAAGUCAGACAACACCCUCUUAGUUCAGGGAGCAGCUUUAAAAUACAUCAGCUCUAUUAUUGGGGAUGUCAUGACCAUCUUUGACCCAAUUGAACUUAGCCUUCUUCUAGUCCAGUUUAUUGACAAUGUACCCCCUGAAAGGCUGACAAAACAAAAGAUGAAAUGCAUUGAUCAGAUCAUACAAACAGAUCUGUUCAACUUACCUGCCUGCAGACAGGUGCUGCUGCCCCCAUUUUUGCAACACACCCAUUUCCUGAUGGAACACAAUGAGGAGAUGGAAGAAUGCAUAUCUAUACUCAGCCACAUCAUGGACAGACUUUGGACCUAUGAGGCUUCAAGAGAUCAGGACACCACAAUACUCAUUGACAAGAUUCUCCGCACUGUUAUACAGUCUGUUAUAGGAAUGGAUCAAUCUUCCAAACAAACACAAACCAUCAAAACCAAAAGCCGUAGAUUGGAGCAAUUCUUUGGCCAUGAACCCCCACCAAGUGUUUCUGUUUCAUUUGAAACAUUAAAUGGCAACUGUGUGUGCGUGAUGAUCAGCCUGCUGCGGCAGAUGUCAGACAAUCACUACAAAACUUACAUCAAAAGUUUCCCUACACACUUCGACCUGAUGGACUUCCUCAUGGAGAUUCUCUGCGUCUUCCAAGACCUGGUGCACAGGAAUGUCUACCCUACAGACUGGCUGGAGAUGAUCAUGGUCCAAAACUGUGUUAUCCUGAGAGCCUUGAGGUUUUUUGCUGCCACUAUUCAUGAAUUUUUUUCUGCACCUUUUGAACAGCAGCUGUGGAAUAACUUUUUCCAUUGUGCCAUUGCAUUCCUCACACAAGACAGCCUACAGUUGGAAAAUUUUUCUAUGUCCAAAAGAAAUAAAAUCAUCACCAGAUACAAAGAUAUGAGAAGAGAAACUGGAUUUGAAAUAAGAGCCAUGUGGUUCAAAUUGGGACCAAAUAAAAUCAAGUUUAUACCUCAAUUGGUUGGCCCCAUUCUUGAGAUGACCCUCAUCCCAGAGCAAGAGUUGAGAAAAGCAACAAUUCCAAUCUUUUAUGAUAUGAUGCAUCAUGAAUUUGUUCAACCAAUUCCCAAUUCAAAAAACAUGCAAAGCAAUUUUCAUGAGUUUGAAAAUGAGAUGAUCACCAAACUUGAUACUCUGAUCGAAGGGGGAAGGGGAGAUGAGCAGUACAUGACACUGUUCACUGAGACCAUAAGCCACCUGUGUGAGGGCGAUGACGUCAUGCGUGAGUCUGGCCUCCAGUUUGUUGAUGUGAUCCAUAACCUGCUGGAGAAGCUGCUGGUGUACCGCACCAUCAUACAAGAUGAGAUCAAGGAGCACAGAAUGAGUUGUAUAGUCAAUUUGUUGGAUUUCUACCAUGAAAUCAAUCGUCAAGAAAUGUACAUCCGCUAUCUACACAAACUCUGUGACCUUCAUUUAGGCUGUGAUAACUUUACUGAGGCUGCACAUACACUUAUACUGUAUACAAAGCUACUGCAGUGGUCUGAUGAGCCUUUGGUGCCAAUGCUACAAAAUAACAGCAAAUAUCCUGAUGCAAAAACUAACAGGGAAUUGAAAGAAAAACUUUACUAUGACAUCAUUUCCUACUUUGAUCAGGGGAAGAUGUGGGAGAAGGGGAUUGAACUGUGUGAUGAGUUGUGCACCCUCUAUAGGUUUGAGCUGUUUGAUUACAACAGUCUGAAAAAUAUUUUGGAGAGACAAUCCAAACUGUUUAGCUGCAUCAUGAAACAGAUGCGGCCAGAACCAGAAUAUUUUCGUGUUGGAUAUUUUGGUCUGGGAUUUCCUAUCUUUCUUCAGAAUAAAAUGUUUAUCUAUCGAGGCAAAGAAUAUGAAAGACUUGCUGAUUUCAAUGCUAGAAUGCAGACCUUGUUUCCUAAUGCCGAGCUGAUGAAAACAUUGGACACUCCAGAUGAACAGAUCAUGACUUCUGCUAAACAAUACCUACAAAUUAAUGCAGUCACCCCAGUCAUGAAUUUAAAGGAAUGUUUUCAAGGGAGAGAAAUUAGUGAACAAAUCCUCAAGUAUUACAGGGUCAAUGAGGUGCAGCAUUUUACCUACUCCAGGAGGAAAGACGAGGGUUCAAGUGAUGUCACGAACAUGUGGCUGGAGAGGACAACUCUAAAAACUUCAUAUUCUCUCCCUGGAAUUGUUGGCUGGUAUCCAGUCACAGAAAUAGAAGUUAUGGAUGUGAGUCCUAUAGAGAAUGCCAUUGAAACAAUGGAAGAGAAAAACAAGAAGUUGACGGAACUGAUAGAGCAGCACAAAAAUGAUUCCAGUCUUAGAGUCGACACACUGGGCAUGCAGCUCAAUGGCGUUGUUGACCCAGCUGUUAGUGGGGGCAUUGCCAACUACAAGGAUUUCUAUAUCAGCAUGGAUUAUGACAGUUUGUUUCAAGAAAGAUUAAAAGAAGUCACAAUAGAACAAAUCACCAUCUUGCGCGACGGUCUGAUAGUUCAUAAAAAUAAAGCCCCAGAAUCAUUGCAGCCCUUCCACACCCAUAUGGAGCAUCGCUUCUCACAAAUGUGCAAUAUGAUAGAGAAAGAAUAUGGCAUCAAGGUGGCAGAUAAAGGAUUCCUGAAUGGCACACUGCGGAGGAACCAAUCUCUCCCUAGUUCGUCCUCCAAUCGGAUGAGUGAUUUGUCUCUCAACAGUCUCAACAUCUCCAACGACCGGAUAAAAUAUAAAACAAUGAGACCUCCUCCCAGCACAACGGCCACACCUCGCUCCACCACUGCCUCGCGUUCGCAGUCCGUGUUUGUCAAGGACAAGUUCAACACAACACCCAGCUCUGCCAAGUCCAGCGCGUCCACAAAGGUCAGCCUGAGCACGCUAAAAAAGCGUGUCUCUCAAGUCACUGAGCAGUUGUCUGAUGUUUCACAUCGUAACUCACUUGAAUCACCAGCCAUUGAGCUUAGUGAACAGUUGACCCCCAAACGUCCACUACGACCAGAACCAGAGAGACGACCCAGCCGGCCACCCAGUGCCCAGCUCUCCAACACCUACUCGGGCAGUACAAACAGCUUGACCUCUUCACACUCAGGAGACACGUUGCUCAAAAGAUUGUCAGGAGCUGGUGCAUCCUCAGACACCUUUGAUGAGGUAGGAAAUGGUGAGGCGGCGCCACCCCUGCCCCAGAAGCUCGGCUACUCUGACCACUUCAGCCAGUCCGGAGAUAUCGUGCGCAGAGCCUCGUCAGUCAGCCAGGCAGGCAACAGGCAGAAGCCCCCACCACCACCACCCCCAGCACUAGAUGAUGACAAACCACCACCUGUGCCCCCCAAACCACAGCAUUGAACAAGUUAAAGCACAGCUUGAUCUACAGAAAAUAGCAUGUCGCACUCGGCUGUAUAAUGCAAGCAUUCUCACAUCAAUUUUCAUGGGCACAUGCAUGUCUCUCAAUGUACUUUCUAGCUAUUUUUAAGUGUUGUGUAUAAAUAGAUCAGGGUGUUAUUUUAAAUUGAACUGGAUGGAUUACACAUUCUAGUGUAUAUAAUUUUAAAUUGAUAUUUUGGCUUUUUUUAAACCAUCCAUUUUAUUUAUAUUAUAUAUCAGUGUCAACUUUGAAUCAGAGAGAGAGAGAGUUUAUAAUGGCCUUAGCUCAUAUACAACAUAAUUCUGGAUAUUUUUCUAUCUAUCAUUUACAAAUCAUAUGAUCAUCUAUUCUAUAGUAAAUAUUUCUGGGAAUUAGAAAAAUUGUUAUACAAUGUUCCAUUGUUUAUCAGCUUAUUGCAUCAUGGGAUAAUUAUUUGCAUGAAUUUUGGACCAUAAUUAAUUGGUCAUCAUUGCCUGUUUAGGUUUGCCAUGUUUGAAGAAAGCAGUCUUUAGCUGGCCAAUAUAGCUUGCUAAAGUUGGUAAAAUAAUUAUUUAUAAUAUGGCAGCUGGUUAUUAAUUAUUUUACAUCCACUGAGGCCUUAUACAAUUUCACGAGUCGGUCAGCCAUUUUGAAUAAAUUAUUUUUUUGCAAUCUAUAAUUUUGUAUGUAACAUGCAUGAUCUUACUAUAUAUAUUUUAGUGUUUCUAUUUAUUUAACACUAGUUGUUAACAUUAAUCCAUUCAAAUUAUUGGAGGAUAAAUAACAUUCUGUAAGCAGUAAUGUACAGUUCUUCUGCAGAAAGAUUUUUUUGUUUCACUUUUUUCAAUAUAAUCUAUAAAUAAAUUGUAUCAUCUUAGAGCCUAUAUUUUGUUUCAUCAAGUCACCCAAAUGCCAAAAUUAAUAUUGUCCUAAUUUAUUCUUCUAUAGAAGGUUACAUUUUUAAAAUAUUUAAUUUAAACAAAAUUAGCUAUGUAAUUAUUAAGUAUGCGUAUAGCUUGUGGUUUUAAAUUUUUCAUUUAAGUCCUAUUACAUUUUUUGCUGCACAAAAAUAUUAAAUCAAAUGGGUUUUUAGCAACAAUUUAAAAAUAAUUUAUCUCAUCUCUAUUGAAAAUACAUUAUGGAUUGGAUAGAACAUUUACACCUGAUUCAUGCCUUUCUACCUAUAAUUAUACUAUAACUGCUUUUGGAAAUGUUUGCUGUAUAUUUUAUACUAAUUCUACCCCCUCCACUAUACCUCCUUUCAAUAUAAAUGUGGAUAUAAAAGUUAAUGUUUUUUUUUUUUUAAGUGUAUCAUGUGAAUGUUUAUUCUAUUACAAAAGUUAUGUAAAAUAAGCAAUGCAUUUAAUUGUAUAACCUUCACAGCGGACCAAGUUUGAAUUUAGUUUUUCCUGUAGUUAGAUUAAAAAGUUGUAUCUCUGGAGAAUAUUUCAUUUACUUGUCUUUAAGGAUUAAGGUUGAAUCAGAGUGGGUAGAAGCCAUAGACACCACAGGUUUAUUGUAGGCCCCAAGUGAAGGAAGACUCCUCAGCGACCAGCCGUUCAGACAACAUAAGUUUUACACGUAGCCUUGUAUGUCUUGAGGGUUGAAAUAAGCCUUGACUUUAUAGACAUGUAAGCCUUAAGGUGUGAAAUAAGCCUUGACUUUAUCGAUGUGUAUAAAUAUUCCUUGUAUGACUGGAGGUGUAAACAAUUUUUAUAUAUAGAUUUGCACUUAUUUGUAAUGCCUUGUGUUAGGGACUUAUAAGCAACCAAAGAAACCAGCUCUAACAGCUGUUGAAGUUUUAUUUUGUCAGUCACAUACAUUCAUAGCCACCUAAUGUGAUCCUGUUUGUGUUCAUUAUUUUUUAACCUACAUAAAAUAUUUUUAUCUGGUCACUUUCAUUUUGUUAAGUUUUCUCAGUACAGUGAGGCCCUCUGAGGUGGUAUACUACACACAGGGUAAUGUUGAAAUCCUGGUUGAGAGGUUGGGUUUCAUUGAACUAUAGUUUUAAAUCAAAGAUAGCUCGCUUUAUGUGAAAUAUCGCAUUCAAAUAGGUUUUAAUGCUUGUAUUGAUGUUUUAACUUUUUGAAUAUAUUUUUGUCAGUUCUUAAUCUUAUGUGCUGGAACUCAAAAUGAAAUUUUUAUUUUAAAGUUAAUCACUGGUUUAUUAAUAAAACAUUUAAAUGCCAAGUAGACUAGUGCUAAAUAAGUACUGCAUAGGAAAUGUGUUUAAUUUGUAUUUGACAUAUGUAAUUGUAACUGUCAAAAUGUUGGCAAAAAUCUUUAAAAUAAUUUCUUUUGUUAAGAUUGGACUUAAGAAGAUAUUUUGUUUUUAGAUGUUUUUUUAUAAUUUAUAAUUCAACCCUUUCAUUGUGAGAUUUCAAGUUUUUUUUUUUCCCAUCUAAAAUAUAUAGCAAUAUUUCAUCUCUAGGAAUUAAGCUUUCUUCUGAUUUAAUUAAGUCACAAAAAUGUUCUUCAAUUAUUCCUGUUAAUCAAUGAAGUCAGAAAAUUAAACAUCUUCAAGUUUUCUUUAUACUUGUAUAUUGUAUCUAUUUCUCUUUGUAUAUUUUAUUUUCAAUUGUGCCUCUAUAAAUAUAGUAUAUAAAUAUUCAAUAAAUAAACU